Messenger RNA from Symbiodinium necroappetens, 3024 nucleotides. The record is from the annotation of a GenBank genome assembly. Lineage: Eukaryota; Dinophyceae; Suessiales; Symbiodiniaceae.
AUGCGGUGGAGUCAGGCACAGGUUUCACUGGCAGCAUCGGAUGUCUGGCAGCCGAGCCAGGAUGAAAAUAGCAGUUCUGCAAUUCAGGAGAGGUGUCACGGGGUGUGUCGGACAGAGCCGAAGGUGCUUUACCUUCUCGCCCUCCCAUGGCACGCGCCCGCGAGAAGGUCAGUGGCGAUUUGCCUCACAGGCCACCUGCGCAGUGGGGCCGGACAGCCCGAGAAUGUCGUCCGACCGCUGCAGCGCACGGUGCUGCGCCCACUUGCUGGAGCAGGCUACGACAUCGACAUCUUUGCUGUCACAGACGCCGGCGAGGAGUGCUCCCGCACUGAAAGUACGCUGGCGGAGUUGGACCUCGCUGCGCUGCGCUGCGUGGACUUGGAGGAGCACGACGAGAAGAAGAGGACUGCCGAGAGCGACUGGUUAGAGUUCGGACCAAGGACUGACUGGCCGCGCGGGUCGUUCCUGGGGCAGAUGAAGAAGGUUCAGAUCUGUGAUGAGCUCUUUGCGGCGACCGGCAAAGACUACAGCUUGGUCAGCCGCUCGCGAAUGGAUGUCUUCUGGCACAGUUUUCCUGCAGAUCCGGUGCAGCUGGAGCUUCCUGGAGUGAUUUGGCUGCCGUGGCGGAGCGGCGAAGUCCAUGCGCAAUACAUCGUGGACUCGUUUGCCAUCGGUUCAUACUCGGCUAUGAAGCCCUACCUGCGUGUCUACGAUGAGAUGCUAGAUCCAGGCAACUGGCCUCUACAUCGCAGCUUUGAGAACUCCUCGGAUGGAUUGGACACCGAGGAGCUUUGGGAGGUAACCCUCUUGAAGGGAGGCAUCCUGGCCAGACAGCAUCUGGACAUUUGCUUCAACUUGCUUGCGCGGAAGUCUACUGAUCCCCUUCUGGAGCGCGAGGACAACUGCAGGCGUUCAGUGCCCUCGCAUCCGAAUGGAUACCUGCUAGACACAAAGUGGUCGGCUUUCCCUUACCUCACUCUUUCCGGCUUCUUCAAGUUCGAUCCACUCCUGAGCGCGCGGCUCGUUCAUCUCUGGUUUGCAGAGUUUGUUCGCAUUGGCCGCCCCAUGAAAGUGAUGGACUUGGGCUGCGGCCGAGGAUUGAUGAUAGAGCGGUGGCUCCAGUACCACCCAACUAGCAUCGUUGGGGUCGACAAGAUGCCAGGACUUCGGCCGGUCCUGGGCAACGACAUCUUGGAGCUUGACCUGACCCAGCCCAUGAAUCCCAGGAGCUUCACCUCGACUCGUGCCUGCACCUUCAGGGAUGGUGACAGAGAUCUGGCCCGACUAGUCGAGGCGGCGCAGGCGGAAGGCUUGGGAAUGCACGAAGUUUUCCUGAGGGUGCUGAACUGCUGCUUCCAGACGCAGUGCGCUGGCUUGUGUAUCAGUCUGGGGCUCGCACCAGUGAGCUUCGAGCAGGCGUCCGAGCUUAGAACCGACGACGUGAUCUCCUUGGCUCGCCGGAAUUCCACUGACCAGAGUCGCCUUGCCUGGGGCGGCCGUGCAGACUGGGCUGUUCUGCUGGAUGUAGCGAGUCACAUUCCUGCACAAGGUCAUCAGCAACUUGCUGCAAACCUGGAUGCAGUCGCGUCCGAAGGCGUGGUGAUUUCUGAGCCCGAGCACCUUGCCAGGGAGCUCGAUGUGUUGCUGGCCUCCAAAGGCUUUUUUCGCGACAGGCAUGUUGAAGAUUUACUGCUCCCUUGGGCAGCUCUCCGCGGGGUUCACGAAGUCUUCUCCAUCAGGGUCUUCCGACGUGCCAAGAUGCACAGCCGCAGGCAAACUGGUUUCCUCUUCGCCAAGCCCACGGACUGCUCUCUAGCCUUGAGGUUUGCUGCGCAAGCUUCUCGCUGCCGCCUGGGGCUGACUUUCGGGUGCUCAAACUCUGAGUAUAUCUGGGUGGCCGAUGGUUGCAGCGGCUGGUUCGCGAGAGGGGGCCGCCAAGCAGGCUGCCUCAGCAAUGUGGAGAACAGAACCGGCAGCAACUGGUCCUACGGCGCGGUAAAAGCCUGGCAGUUCGUCGAGUGCUAUUUGCCUGAGGCUCCGCCGGCGGCGCCCGAACCCACCACACUCUCGGACGAGGCAGAGGGCCUUGGCAUCGAGCUCAUGGAGACGCGAUUUUUGGAACUCUGCGAGUUCGACGAGGACUUCACCAACCAUCACCAGGUGAAGGUUCCACUGCAGCGACUUGGACCAGGGCACUGGGAAAGCGAGGACAUCUUCAUAGGCCAGUAUCCGAUGCUGCAAGUACGGCUUCCCUUCGAUGCGGUAGUGGAUGUCUCUGACAUGCAGAAACCUACAUGGCGGGCCAGAGGAUGGCACGGCCCUGUGUGGCAGCAAGCCGGACGAUGCGUUGCGUGGAACCUGCUGCCUUUCCUCUUCUACAUCAUCAGAUUUGAGAUCUGGGACGCGUCCAGUGCGGAGGGUCUGGCACGACUGAGAUCCGGCAAUAGCAACCGGACGAUGCGAGCUUCGGGAGCCCCGGCCCCGACUCAGACCGAUGACUUUGCAUUAGCCUGGGAGGUCACCGAUGGCUUGGUUCGUGCCAUCGACGUGAGAAAGGGUGGCAUCUUAGAGGUCUAUGACCACCUCGAUCCGGCUUCGCAGUGGGGAGCGGGCCAUGGUGGCAUCUGGCGCUCGGCAGGAUUAGCAUCCAAACUCUUCCGCGGCCGCGCCGAUGCAGAGCUCAAGCUCGUGGAUGACUUCGCGUACCUCCUGCUGGUCGUCCGCAUGUCCACCGCGUAUCUUCUCGGUGAACAUGUGCCCCAGAGCAUGGUGGACGCGGCGCGGGUGUGCAUGACGCGCUAUCAACAAGGGCCAACCAAGCCCUGGGGCUUCCUGGCCGUCAAGUUGCUGGCGCGUGUCAUGCUUGGUGACGAGGACAGGGGCGACAGAAGCGACGAAGAGGAUACAGGUGAAGAUGCCUUGGUGACUGUGACGGAUGCCUCCCACCAGUUCAAGCUGCAGUUCAGCAACACGCCACUGGGCCGCUAUCUGCACCACGCAGCCUCCUUUGCGAGUUCCGACUGA